Rosa rugosa (rugosa rose) is the source of this 829-nucleotide messenger RNA. RefSeq names its product sulfiredoxin, chloroplastic/mitochondrial-like. Gene Ontology annotation, cellular component: cytoplasm. Gene Ontology annotation, biological process: cellular response to oxidative stress. The transcript is spliced from 6 exons. Lineage: Eukaryota; Viridiplantae; Streptophyta; Magnoliopsida; Rosales; Rosaceae. The annotation marks the transcript as partial. The record is from RefSeq and is a predicted model, not a curated record. Gene Ontology annotation, molecular function: sulfiredoxin activity.
UCAGAAUUUUGUGUCUCAAGGUCUCCUCCUUUGAGUUCUAGUGGUAGUAGUGGUGGGGGUGGCGGUCCUGUGAUAUUGGAGCUUCCUGUUGAUAAGAUAAGGAGGCCUUUGAUGAGAACCAGAACUAAUGAUCCGGUCAAGGUUCAAGAACUGAUGGAUAGCAUAAGUGAAAUUGGCCUCCAAGUACCUAUUGAUGUGCUUGAGGUCGAUGGAGAUUAUUAUGGUUUCUCUGGAUGUCAUCGCUAUGAAGCUCACCAGUGUCUUGGGCUCCCAACAAUACGUUGCAAAAUUCGACGUGGGACAAAAGAAACUCUUCGGCAUCACCUCCGCUGAGUUUGGAUUAUGUUUCUGAGUUAAUUUGCAGCUUGAACAAGUUGUAACAGGUCUGCUAAUAGCCGAAGUUAAUGUAAAUACCAUGUCUAAACUCGGUUCUGGUGGUGUAUCACUGUGAUGGUGCAGCUUCAUUGGUGCUAGUGAGUGGGAAAAAGGCACUUGAACUUGGGUUACAUGCUCUUGUUCUUCAUUCCUCUGGAAAACCAACCCCUUUGGUACUGUAUCAUGCUCUUCUGCUGCAAUAUGUGCUAACUCGUGAAGCUUCACAAUAAGCUUGGAGGUGAUGCAAAUGAGAGUAUAUAUAGUGCACAGGAUGCUUGAUAAAAUGGCACAAGAAGGUUUUGUUGAAGCGAAAAGAUAUUAUAUCAGCUUUUGAUUCAUGUGUAGCUAGCUAGGAAUGCUUUCUUGUUUGGUACAUUACCUAGUCACUUGAAUGUAUGGAUGUUUGAAAAAUGGUAAUGGAAUGAUAUGGAUUUGAGUACUUUUUAUGUGGUAA